Messenger RNA from Annulohypoxylon truncatum, 1248 nucleotides. Its product is annotated as short chain dehydrogenase reductase. The transcript has 3 exons. The record is from RefSeq and is a predicted model, not a curated record. Lineage: Eukaryota; Fungi; Ascomycota; Sordariomycetes; Xylariales; Hypoxylaceae. Bases 218 to 1180 code for a protein of 320 amino acids. Gene Ontology annotation, molecular function: oxidoreductase activity.
AGUAGAUCUAGAUAAUCUACCUACCUAUGCACCUGGUCUGUCAAAACAGGAAAUCUCCGAAUAAGCACAGCGACUGUUACUAUGGUAUUAAGUACUGACCCAAUAUCUUGAGAGAACCCCCACUUGACCGCUCGGUUAUCGUAGUAGAACUUCACCAAAAUCUCAUACCCAUGUUGCUAGAUCUCAGAUAGAUUGGCCAAGACCAUCAACUUUAAAGAUGACAGAUCUUUCCAUAACUAAUGGCAUGAUCCCAGACCUCUCCGGCAAGACCGCGGUCGUCACCGGUGGUUCAAGCGGGAUUGGCCGGGGUGCCGUGGAGAUCCUUCUCGAGCACAAUGCCCAAGUUUUCAUCCUCGAUGUCCAACCACUGCCUCGAGACCUUGCAUCUACUUCGAAAUUAAUUUUCAUACAGACAGAUAUAUCUUCAUGGUCGAGCCUUGUAGACGCAUUCUCCACCAUCACUUGCAGGUACUGCGCCACUAUAGACAUCGCUAUAGCAAAUGCGGGGGUUGGAGAGCACGGAACUUAUUUACAGCAAUGCUUCCGUCCCGCGCCCUUAGAAUCGGCUGGGUGGUCGGCUUUGAAGGCCGAGAGGCAUCCGAACUACCCAGAAAUCGCCAUAAAUCUUCAAGGCACAAUGGAUUUUAUCAUGUUGGCAGCACGUGUCAUGAAGGGACAGACUGACGGCGGGAGUAUCGUGAUAACCACCAGCGCGACGGCGUAUGUGCCGGAGUACAGUCUACCGGUCUAUUGCGCGACUAAGGCCGCGUUGACGAACCUCAUCCGUACUCUCCGUACUACUCUGCCGCUCCACAACAUUGCUAUCUCGGGUGUCGCGCCGUCGGCCACUGAAUCAAGCACGCUGCCACCGGACCUCGCAGCCCCGAUCAUGGCAACAGGGCUCCCCGUAUCGACGGCCAGGCACGUUGGGCUCGCUGUCGUGUACUCGGCGACCGCGAGCCAAAGCCGGAGAGUGGAGGACUAUGGGAAAGACAGCGAGGCUACGGACUCGGGUGGAAGAUGGAAUGGCCGCGUCAUUCAUACCAUCAGCGACACGUUUACCGAAGUGGAGGAGAUGUUGAUCCAGACGCGGCCGCAGUGGUGGGGAGAAAGGAAUAUCGAGUUGGCAAGGAAGCAACAGACGGCAACGGAUUUACGUACCAGUUAUGUAGGGGGUUAAACCUUUAUUAGGUAUCAUAUCAUGUAGAGGCAGCAGAUUCCAGGAAAACGGGCCGUGGAUCCCUUAGU